This is a messenger RNA of Meleagris gallopavo (turkey), 4117 nucleotides long. Its product is annotated as DEP domain-containing mTOR-interacting protein-like. Gene Ontology annotation, cellular component: plasma membrane. NCBI's taxonomy places the organism in Eukaryota, Metazoa, Chordata, Aves, Galliformes, Phasianidae. The record is from RefSeq and is a predicted model, not a curated record. Gene Ontology annotation, molecular function: GTPase activator activity; guanyl-nucleotide exchange factor activity; protein binding. Gene Ontology annotation, biological process: negative regulation of TOR signaling; G protein-coupled receptor signaling pathway; positive regulation of GTPase activity.
AUGGCUCUUGCUUAAACAGUUCCUAUCUUCAACAAACAUCCCUCUAGAGUGGCAUCCCACUUGUUGGUUCCUAAGGAAAUAAAGGUAUCAGAAAGGCCUGCUCAUCACUCCUGGCACUGGGGGAUGCUGUCUGGGUGGGGAGAAGGAGCCUCUCUGCUUGUGGUGGCUGCUGUCCAGCUGUGAUUGCUUUGGAGGGUGCACGGUAAAAUAAUGGAAGGAAAAAGAGCUCAAAAUUGUAAAAAUAGCAGGCAACUGCCUGCAGUAGGGUAAGCUGUUCUCUUCAGGUAAAAUCAAUAUGCAGAAUGUCUGUUGGUUACUUGUGGGAAUGAAUCUUCCUGGUAAGGAGAGAAAAAUGGUGACGCAGAGCUCAGUGUUUGAAGGAGGCCAGGAGCUGGCUCUGCAUGGUACAUUGGGUUUCAUUAGUUGCAUUGCUUUCUUUCUCUCUCUGUCACAUCCUGGUGUGUUUCUUUGGGGGUUACCAGAACAUCUGGACCUAUACCUGCUAAGAACUGCGUUGGCCUGAAGUAGCCCAAGCACUAAUUGCAGCCAUCGCUUACUACAUUUCCAUUCGGCGGAGGUUUUAUCUUAAUACUUUUGAGACCCCGAUUAAUCCUAUAUUGGAGGAUAAUCCAUUAUUAUCCAAUAGAUGUCAGUGGGUUUAUUGUUUCUUGUACGGUACCUAAAGCUAUUGUCCAACAGGCUACACCACGUAUGCUGUGCUCUACACAGAACUUCUUCAAAAAGAACAAAAGGAGUUGAGGAAUUAAAGAAAUGCUGCUGUGAUUAAUGCCUUUGUAAAAUAUACCAGCCUGGGACAAAACUGUAAGCUGAAAUGAAUAACUGGAAAGCAGAAAUGUCCUGGAGUUACAGAGAAGAUAUUAAUUUAACAUCUCUCUGAGUCUGCUGUAUGCACUGGGCACUUUCCAGGGUUGAUGUUCUGGGAACAGCAAAGACUACAGGGCAGGAAUUUGUCUCCUGGUCAGGUUCCUGCCAGGCUGCGUUGGCUUUGGCUGGGACACAGAAGUUCUCUGUGCUCUGUGGCUUCAUUGGCUGUAAAAGUCCUUUGAAAAGCCAAAGCCGUGCCCACCUGAGCAGCCUUCCUUCUUAUGUAUCUUUCCAUCAGAGCUGCAGACGAGCCAUAACAUCAGGGUACUCAGGACAGGACACUUGUAGUUCUGCCCAACUCUGCCCCAGUCUGUCCCAGUUUGAACCAGAAAAUGCCAGGUCUGCUGAUGGACUGAAGGCAGUGCUGUGUCUGGGUGAGCUAGAACUAAUGUGUGUGAUUCGGAUCAGUGUGCUCACGUGUGCUGUGGGUGAGUGUGUACAGGAACACAGGAGAGCACAGAUCUGCCUGGCAUUUGUCCUUGUUGGAAGGGACAAGUGCUCUCACCCAGCCCUUGUCCUGCAGGCAGUGAUGUUCCUGCUUCCACAGACAUGGGGAAGGAAAACUAGGCACAGAGCCAUGCAAGAUGACAGAAACAUGUACAAUUAUUAUUUCCUGUACUUUGAUCCUUUGGUUAGCUGAUUUUAGAGGCUUAUUUAGAGCACAAAGUCAUGCGUGGCUCAAAGCGAGUCUGGUUCAGACAAUUACAAAGUGCACAAAAUGGGAGUGGGAGAAGAGGAGAUGCUGAAAAGAGGCUCCUGGGGAUGUGUUGAUGCAGUUUGUAAAAGUGAAGAGGUUACACAUAAUUUUUAAGUCACUGGGUGCUUUCCAGGAGUCCCAACCCAUUGGUAGAUUCCCUAGGCUGGGCUGGGCUAUUGAAUUGAGAUGUCCAUGCCGUGCCAGCUGUGCUCUGUGCCCAUUUCUCUCUCCAGGCUUCGCCUGCACGAUGGGAAGCUCAUUAAGGACAGGCGUUACCACCUCCGAACUUAUCCCAACUGCUUUGUGGCGAAGGAGCUCACGGACUGGUUGAUUGACCACAAGGAAGCCCCAGAUCGAGAGACGGGCAUCCGCCUGAUGCAGAAGCUGAUGGACCACUACAUCAUCCACCAUGUUUGUGACGAGCACUCUGACUACAAGGACGCCAAGCUGCUGUACCGCUUCCGCAAGGACGACGGGACCUUCCCCCUCAGCAAGGAUGUGAAGGUGUUCAUGCGAGGACAGAGCCUUUACGAGAAGCUGGUGAGCGUGGAGGGCUCCAUCCUGAAGGUGAGGGAGGAGAACUCGGUGAAGUACCAGCGGGCGUUCCUGGGCUGCGAGAUGGUGGAGUGGCUGGUGCAGGAGGGAGAAGCAGAGAGCCGGAGGGAAGCGGUGGAGCUGGGCCAGGCGCUGCUGGAGCACGGGAUCAUUCAGCACGUCUCCAACAGGCACCACUUCCUGGACUCUGACAUUCUCUACCAGUUCUGGAUCAACUUCCGACGGCGGCGACGUCUCACCGAGCUGCUCAGUGAGAAUUCCUCCCGUGCUCUGUCUGAGAGCCCCGACAGCCCCUUCUGCCUCCGCAAGCUCAACCCAGAGCCAGGCAACACCAGCUUUCUCUCUGUCCAGCCCAACAAGGAGAUCAAAGUUGUCUCAGCAGUUCGGAGGAGCAGCAUCACUUCCCUCGCUGGAAACUCCAACCCCUACUUCAGCAUUACUCCUACUCUGGUUUUCCCUCCUGUGGCUGAGUGCAACCCCAAAUCAGUGCUAAAGAGACCCGUCACCAAUGAAGAGCUCCUGUCCCCUGGGGCCCCCUACGUCAAGAAGACACUAACUAUCGUGGGGGAUGCUGUGGGCUGGGGCUUUGUGGUCCGAGGAGGCAGACCGUGUCACAUCCAGGCUGUGGACCCAGGAGGACCCGCUGCUGCUGCGGGCAUGAAGGUAUGCCAGUUUGUUUUCUCAGUGAAUGGCAUGUAUGUUUUGCAUCUGGACUAUCAGACCAUCAGCAGCCUCAUCAUGACCGGACCACGGACUCUUGUCAUGGAAAUCAUGGAAGCCAUUGAAUAAAUGGAGGAACCUCAUCCUACCACCGUGUGGAGGAGCAGGGCUCUGCAAAGUAGGGAUGGACUGUGGGCAGGGACCAAGCUCAACCUUUCACUCUGAGAUGUUUAGUUAGGCAUUUUAACAUGUUUUCAAAUAAACACGUUCUAAUGGGUGAGUCUUGGAUUUUGAUGAUGUUGAAAUCUUCACCUCUAGCUGACCUUGAGCUCUCGCCACCCCUUUCUAAUGCUGGUGGGAGAGUUCAGUACUUGAUGAAACCAAGUCUUGGAGCAAGCCAGCCAUCCCACCAGGCUGCAGGACAGGUGGUGCAAGCUGCUGAGCAGCAAGAAGUUUGAUACCAAGAAAAUGAGCAUGUCAGAGCUCCCCUGAGCUGUCUGUGCAGUCUACCACGAGCUCAAUGAGCUUCCCAGAUGGCUUCAUAAGCUAUGCCAUCAGCUGUGAUGUAUAUGCUUCCUUGUAAAGAAAGCCAUAGGGCCCUGUUCCUCUUUGGGCUGGUUACUCUUCCCAACUUGAAAGUUGGGUUUCUUGAAAGGUAAGACUUCUACAGUAGCUCUUCUUAUGCCUCCAGUUUCAAAUAAUGCUUAAAUUAAUUAACCAGUGUAAUCUCUAAUGUUUUCAUAAAUAUCUUGGAUACAAGACUUGAAGGUAUACUAAAUAAGUUUGCAGGCAACAGGAAACUGGGAGGAGCUGUUGAUGCCCUUGAUUGCAGAAAAGCCUGCAGAGAGAUCUUGACAAAUUAGAGGGCUGGCAGCCACCUAAUUAACCACAUUAAGUUAAGCAAGAGCAAGUGAGGAUUCUGUUACCGGGAUGGGGUAACCAUGGUUCCAUGCAUAGACUAGGGCACGAGAGUCUGGAUAGCACUGGGACAGGCUCUGAAGGUCACAGUCACAGCCCUGGCUUCACUUGCAAGCAGUGUGGGACACUCCUAUGCAGCCUACUUUGAAUGUAAGCUUGAAUACAGGUAAUAACAAGAAUGCAGGGAGGUUUAUUGCUCUCCAGUUCACACAGCACUCUGCUCAUCACUUUGACCCUCCGGUCACUUUGAUUUGUCUUGAAAUGUGUGCUGACUUCCCUGGAAGAUGUGGUGCCAACCUGGUGUGAGGCAGUGCAGCUGGCUGCCUUAUUUCUUCAUGGUAUAGAGAGAGAUGUGCUUCUCUCACGCUGGUGCAGAGGGGUAGCACUACUGGAGCACAGACU